AUGACUCUGCUCCACCUCACUGCCGGGGCCGCUUCGCAGGUGUCCGUCCCUCUGUGCAGUGUGCACCCCAUCAUCACCCCUCCUCCUUCCCCCUCCCCUCCCAUUCUCAGACCGACCCCAAAUCCCAAGGCCUCCUCAAACCUUGGAAUCAGCCUAUUCGUGCCUCCUUUGUACCAAGUCCUCGACCGCCUCCUCGUGUGCGUGCUGAGAGCAAAGUACAGACUAUCCUGUCGGUCUCGUGACUUGAACCUCUUUCUCUCUCUCCCGUCCCUCCUCGACACCUCGACGUCUGCCAGCUUUGCCUUUCCUCACCUCGCUCAAGCCACGAGGUGCUUCAACCUAUCGCCUCCUGUUACCUGUAUACACCGACUACACAUAGCUAGCUUCCUAGCUCUGCCCGGUAGUCGUUGUUCUCGCCCUGCACUGUUGGCACCGGGGAAAUUCCACCCCUUGGAGCAUCAAGCCCCUCUACGCCACCUUUGCACCUCUUUGCUCCAUCGGCAAGCGCCCUAUCAACAAAUCCUCGCCUCCCACCCCUUUUUUUUUUCUGCUGGUGAGCAUACGGAUAGACAAACUAGCUUCCUCGACCGCCUUUACACUACACUCACUCAACUUGCCAAGGGCACGCACUUACCAUUCAUCAAGUUCCAGUGGGUUGCGAGGACCUCCCAUCCACUCACCCGCCCACCGCAAUCUAUUCUUCUCGACUUCCGCCCCGGGGGACGACCCCAAUCCAUCCAACCACCCGCCUUGACCCUGCGCACUGCGGCUGCAACCUUCCCAUCUCCUUUAGCAGCCUCCCCGCCGUCUACCACUCUAGUCUCGCCCGCACAGCCUGCGCAACUACCAACCCCUACCCGCACACGACGUGCCCCCCCCGAGUCAAGACGAAACUUCUACACAAUGGAGGGUAAUAAUAACCGUCUCUACCUCAACAUCGGUAACCAAAACGAUCGUCUGGGUCCCGGCGGCGACCGACAGUAUCCCACCACGCCUUCUACCUUUCCUCAGCCCGUCUUCCCUCACCAAGGCCAACAGCAGCAGCAGCACCACCAACAAGCCGGCGGUAUGCAGCAUCAACAGCAGCAACACCCGGGGCAGCAGCAGCAACAGCAGUAUGCGACCGGUUAUGCUCAACAGGGCUACUUCCACCCGAGCCAGCAGCAGGGCCAAUAUCCUCCCCAGGGCCACGGCGACUACAACGCGGGCUAUCAGCCUCGAUCCAACACCCCGGGAACCAAUGAUCCCAAUGUCGGUCUCGCCCACCAAUUCUCUCACCAGAACCUAGGCGGCGCUGCUCGGGCGUCGCCCUACGGUUCCCGCGGGCCCUCGCCCGCUCAAAGACCUCGCACUGCCGGUGCCUCGGGACAGACGCCUCAGGGUUACGGACACUAUGCGACGCCGCCGAUGCCGAACCAGCAGGCAGCUCCCGUCGAGGUCUUUGCUCCUGCUCCUGAGCGACUCUACGAGAAGUACGGCCCGAACGCCAACAACAACCAGAAGAAGUGUACCCAAUUGGCAUCCGAUUUCUUCAAGGACAGCGUCAAGCGUGCUAGAGAACGCAACCAGAGACAAUCCGAGAUGGAGGUGAAGCUUUCCGAGCCUGGCCAGAGCCAGCAAAGGCGCGAGCAGAUUUGGUCCACGGCCGGUCGCAAGGAGGGUCAAUACCUGCGAUUCCUACGAACCAAGGACAAGCCCGAGAACUACAACACCAUCAAGAUCAUCGGCAAGGGUGCUUUCGGAGAAGUCAAGCUGGUCCAGAAGAAGAAUGAUGGCAAGGUGUACGCCAUGAAGUCUCUGAUAAAGACGGAGAUGUUCAAGAAGGACCAACUUGCCCACGUCCGUUCUGAGAGAGAUAUCUUGGCCGAGUCGGACAGUCCCUGGGUCGUCAAGCUCUUUACGACUUUCCAGGACUCUUACUUCCUGUACAUGUUGAUGGAGUUCUUGCCCGGAGGUGACUUGAUGACCAUGCUGAUCAAGUACGAAAUCUUCUCUGAAGACAUUACGCGCUUCUACAUUGCCGAGAUCGUGCUUGCGAUUGAGGCAGUCCACAAGCUGGGCUUCAUUCAUCGUGAUAUCAAACCCGAUAAUAUUCUACUGGACCGUGGAGGUCACGUCAAGCUUACCGAUUUCGGACUCUCGACCGGUUUCAACCGCUUGCACGACAACAACUACUACCAACAGCUGCUGCAGGGCCGAUCUAACAAACCGCGCGACCGUAACUCUGUUGCCAUUGACCAAAUCAACCUUACCGUCAGCAACAGAUCCCAGAUCAACGACUGGCGUCGGUCGAGAAGACUGAUGGCCUAUUCCACCGUCGGAACGCCCGAUUACAUCGCUCCCGAGAUCUUCACAGGUCACGGCUACACCUUCGACUGCGAUUGGUGGUCCCUGGGCACCAUUAUGUUUGAGUGCUUGGUUGGAUGGCCUCCUUUCUGCGCCGAGGACAGCCACGACACAUACCGCAAGAUUGUCAAUUGGAGACAAACGCUGUACUUCCCUGAUGAUAUCCAGCUUGGUGUGGAAGCCGAGAACCUGAUUAGAAGCUUGAUCUGUAACACAGAGAACCGCUUGGGUCGCUCGGGCGCCCACGAAAUCAAGCAGCACUCAUUCUUCAGAGGAGUUGAGUUCGAUAGCCUGCGUCGCAUCAGAGCUCCUUUCGAGCCUCGCUUGACUUCAGCCAUCGAUACCACGUACUUCCCGACCGAUGAGAUUGAUCAGACUGAUAACGCCACGAUUCUCAAGGCUCAGGCCGUUCAGCAAGCCCGCUCGGGUGUGCCAGCGGUGGUCGAGGAGUCUCCCGAGAUGAGCUUGCCUUUCAUUGGAUACACCUUCAAGCGCGCGACAAACGCAUUGUUUUGGUGGCCAGCUUGUUGCGACUUGUAUCCCGAUCCCGGGGUGUACCGAUAUCAUGCCGAGCAAGACGCGGAGAUUCGGAGGACCAAGAGAAUACCUAUCAGUGAUUCGCUGGCGACUCCAUUUUGCCUACUGCCAAACCAAUACACCCAGAUUCUUGUCUUACAAGAUUUGCAUUUACCGUUGUUUUUUGUUUUCAAUCACUGCAUACAGGGCGUUUACUCGCAUCAAAGACACCAAGUCGCACAAAUCAUAGUUUUCAUUAUGAGAAACAUGAUGAAGAAGACGGAUAGUAGGGGGCAGCGUGAGGAGGGGAUGUCAGGAUGUACUGGUAAUGCUGGAUCUAUCAACGAUGCAUUUGAGAACAAGACUUGGGACUUGAUGGUUCAUAAUGUUUGUGAUGGUUUUAUUGUCGGCCUCUGGUGGCUAUAG
Molecule: messenger RNA, 3288 nt
Organism: Colletotrichum lupini
Lineage: Eukaryota; Fungi; Ascomycota; Sordariomycetes; Glomerellales; Glomerellaceae
Product: serine/threonine-protein kinase cot-1
Exons: 10
Coding region: 1-3288 (1095 amino acids)
Biological process (GO): intracellular signal transduction; peptidyl-serine phosphorylation
Molecular function (GO): protein serine/threonine kinase activity; ATP binding
Source: RefSeq, a predicted model, not a curated record